AAGCCGCCAAAGCUGUCACGCAAAAACAAACACAAAACACACAAAAAUGGUUAUCCAAGUAACGUUCGGAGAAAACGGACAAUGUUCGAUCUGCAAAUUAUCGGACGUUGAUAGUUUGAAUUUUGGUGAAAUCCAUUCGAAUAAAGAAUUGGCUGUGCAUUUGUUUUGUCUGUAUUUCUCAGCGAAUCUACCUCAAAACGGAAAGGAUAAUGCCGGUAUCGUCGGAUUCGAGUUGAAUGAUAUUCGGAAAUUGAUUUCAAAGUGCCACAAAAAGAUAUGUUGCUAUUGUCAGAAAGGUUCGGCAACAGUCAGUUGUCAUUUUCCCAAUUGUCGUCGUAUGUUCCAUCAAGUGUGUGGCUUCAAGGCGAACGCAAGGUUCGAAUAUGUGGGGCAAUUCAGGUCAUUUUGUGAUAGGCACAACCAAAUCGAAGACGAGAGCUUUGAGUUCCCUGAGAUAAGCGGGUGUUUCAUUUGUCGUGAAGGCAUCGACAGCUAUCAUCCGGUGACAACAGUACCAUCGUGUUGCGGACCUUGGUUUCAUCAACAAUGUCUAAGGUCAUACGCUGUGAAUGCCGGAUACUCGUUCAUGUGUCCGAUGUGCCGAAACAAAAACUACGCCGCAAUUGUACGCCCCCGGGGCAUCUACGUACCCGAAUAUGAAGCAACGUGGGAAAAGACACACGACUUCGCGGACAUUGAACGUUUCUACAGCAAUUGUGAUGCCACCGAGUGCGUGUGUCCGGGUGGUCGAAAGUUUACAAAUCACAAGUGGAUAUUUCAACUUUGUUCUUGCUGUGGCUCAUAUGGCUAUCACAAGCUGUGUCGACCCCUACAUGAGCGCAACGAGAUCAUCGUUUGUGACAGUUGCAAGACUAUGGUCAGCCAAUGGGAAAAGGAGAGUCCACAGAAUACACAAACAUUGUUAGCCGGACUGUAUUCACAACAAGAAGAGGAUGCCAAGAAUGAGUUAAUUGAUCUGACAAUGGACGACAUUUCGGACGACAAUGUUAUGGACCAGUGUAUUGUGUUGGAUGAUCGAAUGGACGUUGUGGAAAUUACCGAACAAAAUGGUACUAAUAAUUCGUUCGAGAACGUUAGUCUGGUCAGUAACAGUGUGAAGAGCUAUCGCAAAAAGCGAGGAGUUAAUGAAAAUUUGGACGAAAAACGUGCGCGAGAGAAAGCCUAUCGACCGACUCGAGACAAAAUGAGAAAUUACCUAAUCGGCUUAUGGUUCAGGGAUUACGAGCGAUUCCCACAAGAACCUGUUGAAUAAAUACUGUUAAAGCGCUUGCAUCAAGCGAAUGUUGAAUAAAUUUUAUUGAAGUGCCUGAAGCACCCGUCGGACGCGGAAUAAACGCUUUUGAAUUGCCAAA
Molecule: messenger RNA, 1373 nt
Organism: Bradysia coprophila
Lineage: Eukaryota; Metazoa; Arthropoda; Insecta; Diptera; Sciaridae
Product: E3 ubiquitin-protein ligase PHF7-like
Cellular component (GO): nucleus
Source: RefSeq, a predicted model, not a curated record